AUGAAUAAUGCACCCCAAUUUUCGUUACGGUGGAAUAACUAUGUUAGCCACGUUACAGAAGCUUUUAAUAUUCUUAGAUUUGAAAAUGAUUUGGUAGACGUUACCUUAUGUUGUGAUGGUGGAAAAAUAAAAGCACACAAAAUGCUCUUAUCAGCCUGUAGUAAUUAUUUUAAACAGAUAUUUAAAGAAAACCCAUGUCAGCAUCCUGUGAUUAUAUUUAGGAACUUCAAAUAUGAAGAUCUUAACGCAAUUAUAAAUUUUAUGUAUCAUGGUGAAGUCAAUAUAUUUCAAGAGCAGUUAGAAUCAUUUCUUAUUACUGCUGAACUUUUGGAAGUUAAAGGACUGACUGAUAAUUUAGAAGAAGAAUCCUAUAAAAACCAGAUAAGAAUAAAUGAUAGUGUUUCAUUAGAUUUGACUUCAAAAUCAAAACCAGAAUCCAUAGUACAAACUACUUCAGAAGAACCUAUAAACUUGGCUACUUUGCAACCUACCAGAGAAGACAAUUUGCCCACAAAUGCUCCAUUUGUAGUAGUGGAACACGAUAAUAUGUUUGAUUUACAACUGGACUCAAAUAAAGAUAGCAAUACAUCACAAUCAAAGCCUUCGGGAUCAUCUGAUGAAAUGCAUGUUGAUAAUCAAUCUACCUCAGUGGAGGAUUUGCAAGAAAAAUCUAGUUCAGAAACAGAUUUAGCCAAGUUCCGCUGUCAACUAUGCCCCAAAGGUUUUAAACAUCCAACAUCUUUAACACUCCAUAAAGAUUCACAUGCUGGUAAAACACAAUGCCCUGUAUGCCGUCGGUCAUUUUCUAGGUCUUAUGACAUGAGGAGCCACCUUCAAAGAAUUCAUCAAGGAAAGCAGCUUACUAUAAAGGAAAUAAGAUACAAAAAUUCUAAUGAUACUGUUGCAGCCAAACAGUUUACACAUAAUAUUUAG
This is a messenger RNA of Pieris macdunnoughi, 933 nucleotides long. Lineage: Eukaryota; Metazoa; Arthropoda; Insecta; Lepidoptera; Pieridae. The record is from the annotation of a GenBank genome assembly.